AUGAGAGGUGUUUCACGGGCUGUACAUGUGUGUCACGGGCUGUACACGUGUGUCACGGUGUGUGCAGGUGUGUCACGGGCUGUAGACAUGUUCUGGGAUGCACGUGUGUGUUACGGUGUGCGCAGGUGCACAGGUGUGUCACGGGCUGUACACAUGUGUUACGGGACACACGUGUGUGUUAUGGGGUGUGCAUAUGUUACGGUGUGCACAGGUCCCACACCCAUGUCGCAGGUCCCACACUAUGUCCCAGUUCGUUACUGGUGCUGUUCCCGCCAGUGCCGGGGAGGGUUUGGUCGGUGCCGGGAGGAGACACCGGGGGGGGGGGGGGUGGGGGGGGCGGGGGGGGUCACCGGGACCCCCAGUGCUCCCAGUAUCCCCAGUACCUCCAGUGCGCCCGGUGCUCACAGUAUUCCCAGUAACCCCAGUGCUCCCAGUAUCGCUGGUGUGGCGGCUGCUGUGGCACUGACAGCCCGCGGUGCCCGUGGAAUGCCACCAGUACCGCCGGUUCCAGUGUGCCCAGUACCACCAGUACAGCCCAGUACCGCCGGUUCCAGUGUGCCCAGUACCACCAGUACAGCCCAGUACCGCCGGUUCCAGUGUGCCCAGUACCACCAGUACAGCCGGUUCCAGUGUGCCCAGUACCACCAGUACAGCCCAGUACAGCCGGUUCCAGUGUGCCCAGUACCACCAGUACAGCCCAGUACCGCCGGUUCCAGUGUGCCCAGUACCACCAGUACAGCCGGUUCCAGUGUGCCCAGUACCACCAGUACAGCCCAGUACCGCCGGUUCCAGUGUGCCCAGUACCACCAGUACAGCCGGUUCCCAGUGUGCCCAGUGCCCCCAGUAACCCCGGUACCCCCCGGGUGCGCCCACAUCGAGGUGAUUCCCUGCAAGAUCUGCGGGGACAAAUCCUCCGGGGUGCACUACGGGGUCAUCACCUGCGAGGGCUGCAAGGGUUUCUUCCGCCGCAGCGAGCGGCGCGGGCCCAGCCUGGCGUGCAGCCGCGGGCAGCGCUGCGACAUCGACCGCGCCACCCGCACACGCUGCCAGCACUGCCGCCUGCAGAAGUGCCUGCGCCUCGGCAUGUCCCGAGCCGCCGUCAAGUUCGGCCGCAUGUCCAAGCAGCAGCGGGAGCGGCUCCAGGCCGAGGUGCUGGAACAUCUGGAACGGCGGGAGAACCGGGAACAGCUGGAACAGGCGUGGCCCGCAGAGGAGGUGACAAAGCGGGGACAGGACGGGGACAGGGCGGGGACAGCGGGGACAGGGCCGUCCCCUCACCCCGGUGCUGGAGGCGUCCCGGAGUCACCCGCGGGCCUGGAGAUCGAGCUGCUGACCCAGAGCGUCCUGCUGUCACACCGUGCCACGUGCCACCCUCGCACCGAGGACCUGCAGGGACACCGCUGGGCCACCUUCACCCGCGAGGAGAUCUGCGCCUACCAGAGCCAGCCCAUGGCAGAGAUGUGGCAGCGCUGUGCCCGUCGUGUCACCGAGGCCAUCGAGCGCGUGGUGGAGUUUGCCAAGCGCCUGCGCGGCUUCCUGGAGCUCAGCCAGCACGACCAGAUCGUCCUGCUCAAGGCGGGUGCCAUGGAAGUCGUCCUGGUCCGGAUGUGUCGCGCCUUCGACGCCACCACCCGCACCAUCCUGUUCGAGGGCAAACUGGCCGGGCCCGAGCUCUUCCGCUCGCUGGGAUGUCCCGAGCUCGUCGCGUCCAUCUUCGACCUGGCGCAGGGGCUGAGCGCGCUGCGCUGCUCCGAGAGCGAACUGGGGCUGCUCAGCGCACUGCUGCUCGUCAACGCCGGCCGGCCGUGGCUGCAGGACCGGCCGCGGGUGGCCCGGCUCCAGGGACAUCUGGAUGUCGCCUUCCGGCUCCUGCUGCGCCGGACCUGCCGCGAGGGGCUCCUGGCCAGGCUGCCCUCCCCGGGCCGGCUCCGCGCUCUCUGCUCGCAGCACCUGGAGCAGGUCCAGGCUUUUCGCCGCCUCCACCCCGGGGUGGUCUCGGCCGCCUUCCCCCCGCUCUACCGGGAGCUCUUCGCCGCCGACCCCGCCGAUGUCCCCACGGGGACCCGCUGA
Molecule: messenger RNA, 2070 nt
Organism: Cinclus cinclus
Lineage: Eukaryota; Metazoa; Chordata; Aves; Passeriformes; Cinclidae
Gene: RORC
Product: RAR related orphan receptor C
Exons: 17
Coding region: 1-2070 (689 amino acids)
Biological process (GO): regulation of transcription by RNA polymerase II
Cellular component (GO): nucleus
Molecular function (GO): RNA polymerase II cis-regulatory region sequence-specific DNA binding; nuclear receptor activity; zinc ion binding
Source: RefSeq, a predicted model, not a curated record